GUGGACCAGGGCAGUACCCCUGACGCCUAGCGCGCCCCAUUUUCUAUCUCUUCGGCUGGGAAGCGGCUGCGGCGACCUGCACGGCGGUGGGCCGUUGGCAGCGCCGACCUCACCGGAGCUCCUUCCCCAUCCCGCUACCCCGUCGUCCCGCCUGCAGGUUGUGAGCCAACCAGUAUAUUGUGAAUUGCAAUUGACGAGAAGUCUUUUGGCCACAAUGGCUCUAACGCUUCUCCGAGGGAUCAGAACUCCAACUUUAUUUAGAACGAAUGUUGGUUUGUUCUGUACCGCUCGACAUCCUCCACUGGCCCACUUCACAACUAGGGCAGGGGGUAUGCAGACUACUGAGCCUAAAGCAGCACCGAAAUCAAUUCAACAGGCUACCAAGGAGGCGGCGGAGCAUAAGACAAGAGGUUUUGAAGCGGUUAUUGGAAUUGAGACCCAUGUCCAGCUCUCGACCAUUACAAAGGCAUUUUGCUCCUGUCCAUACAACUAUGGCUCCCAGCCAAACAGCACUGUCUGCCCCACCUGCAUGGGCCACCCUGGGACAUUGCCGGUUCUUAAUGCUAAGGUUGUUGAUUGUGCAGUGAAGCUGGGCCUCGCUCUCAAUUGUGAGAUCUCUAUGACAUCCAAGUUUGAUCGCAAGCAGUACUUCUAUCCGGAUCUGCCCAAGGGGUACCAGAUUUCACAGUUUGACAUUCCCAUUGCUGAGAAAGGUUACCUUGAUUUGGAUCUUCCAGUGGAGUUUGGUGGUGGUCACAGGCGUUUUGGAAUCACAAGGGUUCAUAUGGAAGAAGAUGCUGGCAAGCUGCUUCAUUCUGAAUCCGGGAGUUACUCUCAGGUUGACCUAAAUAGGGCCGGUGUUCCUUUGCUUGAGAUUGUCUCAGAGCCAGAUAUGAGGACAGGGAUAGAGGCUGCUGAGUAUGGUGCUGAGAUACAAAGGCUUGUUAGGUACCUAGGAGUGGGCAAUGGUAACAUGCAGGAAGGUUCCCUUCGUUGUGAUGUGAAUGUAUCUGUUCGGCCCAUUGGGCAACCAGAAUUUGGUACAAAGGUUGAAGUAAAGAAUAUGAACUCAUUUUCUGAAAUAAGUAGGGCAAUAGAUUAUGAGAUCUCCCGACAGAUUCUUCUUCAUAAAGAAAGCCAGGCUGAUCAAAUUGUACAAGAAACCCGGCUGUGGGAUGAAUCUUCUCAGAAAACAUUUACAAUGCGAAAAAAGGAGGGACUUGCUGACUACAGAUAUUUUCCUGAGCCUGAUCUUCCUGAAGUUGUUCUCACUAGUGAGUACAUAGAUGAAAUUCGCAACUCAAUGCCGGAGCUUCCAGAGGCAAAGCGUAGGCGUUAUGAGAACAUGGGACUCAGCAUGCAAGAUGUUAUUUUCCUUGCUAAUGACGAUAACGUUGCUCAUUUCUUUGAUGCUACACUUGAGCGUGGUGCUGAUGCAAAGCUGGCUGCCAAUUGGAUCAUGGGUGACAUUACUGCUUAUCUGAAGAAUGAAAAACUGUCUAUUGAUGAGAUUAAAUUAACACCUCUGGAGCUUUCUGAGCUGAUUGCAUCCAUAAAGAAUGGAACUAUCAAUGGGAAGAUUGGCAAGGAGAUUCUGGUUGAGCUCAUUGCCAAAGGCGGAACUGUAAAGUCUGUGAUAGAGGAGAAAGAUUUGGUUCAGAUAGCAGAUCCAGCAGCAAUUGAAGCCAUCGUAGAUCAAGUACUCGCCGACAAUCCAAAGCAACUUGAGCAGUAUCGGGCUGGGAAAACCAAGUUGCAGGGAUUUUUUGCUGGCCAGGUGAUGAAAGCAUCGAAGGGUAAAGCAAGUCCUGUUUUAUUGAACAAAAUCCUAGCCGAGAAGUUGAAGGGCAAUCAGUGAGAGGGUUUCAGCACAUGGAGAAUAUCAAGUAGUUCUACUGGAAACACAUUUUUUUAAGGGGGGGAAGGUUGAAAUUAUCUCCAAUUCUGGUUUUGUAGCUCUUUAUUUCUUACUUUGAAUGUGGAAUGUGAUUCCACCUUCCCUCUAUUUUCCUUGGCAAACGAAUUUUGUAAGAACAAUACACUUACAUAAUACAAAAAUGAAUGAUAUAUGUGUUCGAGCUGAUAAUAAAA
Molecule: messenger RNA, 2091 nt
Organism: Brachypodium distachyon (stiff brome)
Lineage: Eukaryota; Viridiplantae; Streptophyta; Magnoliopsida; Poales; Poaceae
Product: glutamyl-tRNA(Gln) amidotransferase subunit B, chloroplastic/mitochondrial
Exons: 9
Coding region: 215-1858 (547 amino acids)
Biological process (GO): glutaminyl-tRNAGln biosynthesis via transamidation; mitochondrial translation
Molecular function (GO): glutaminyl-tRNA synthase (glutamine-hydrolyzing) activity
Source: RefSeq, a predicted model, not a curated record